This is a messenger RNA of Sceloporus undulatus (fence lizard), 4918 nucleotides long. It is a transcript of the gene AP3M2, whose product is annotated as adaptor related protein complex 3 subunit mu 2. NCBI's taxonomy places the organism in Eukaryota, Metazoa, Chordata, Lepidosauria, Squamata, Phrynosomatidae. The coding region runs from base 332 to 1588 and encodes 418 amino acids. The transcript is spliced from 9 exons. The record is from RefSeq and is a predicted model, not a curated record. Gene Ontology annotation, biological process: intracellular protein transport; endocytosis. Gene Ontology annotation, cellular component: clathrin adaptor complex; cytoplasmic vesicle.
GAGAAGCUGAGAGGAGGAGGAGAGGAGGGAGGGCAGGCCGAGUCAGGGAACAGCCGCGGCUUGGCUCGGGAUGUGUGUGGCUCUCUGCGCAUGCGCCGACUCGGGGGCCUCGGUGGUAAUGGUGAGGCUUGGCUCGGGUAUAGGUUGUGCGUCUUUCUGCGCAUGCGCGGACUGGAGGCCUUGGUAAUAGUGAGGGAGAGCUUGGCUCCGGGUAUAGUGUGUGCCUCUCUCCGCAUGCGCGAACUUGGUGGUAAUGGCCUGAAAUACUACCAGUGGCUCCUUUUGGGCUGGUCAAGGCGUCUUCAGCCUUUGGCCUCUCUUUGGACCAGCCAUGAUUCACAGCCUCUUCCUGAUAAACUCGUCGGGAGACAUCUUUCUGGAGAAGCACUGGAAAAGCGUCGUCAGCCGUUCAGUUUGCGACUACUUUUUCGAGGCUCAAGAGCUGGCUUCGGAGGCGGAAAACGUGCCCCCCGUGAUCCCUACCCCACACCACUAUCUCUUAAGCGUUUACCGACACAAGAUCUUCUUUGUGGCCGUGAUCCAAACAGAGGUGCCCCCUCUUUUUGUCAUCGAAUUUCUCCACCGGGUUGUGGAUACGUUUCAGGAUUAUUUUGGCGUCUGCUCAGAGGUGGUCAUCAAGGACAAUGUGGUGGUGGUCUAUGAAGUGCUGGAAGAGAUGCUGGACAAUGGAUUCCCGCUGGCUACUGAAUCCAACAUCCUGAAGGAGCUGAUCAAACCACCUACUAUCCUAAGGACAGUUGUCAACACCAUUACAGGGAGCACCAAUGUGGGAGAACAACUUCCCACAGGGCAACUCUCCGUAGUCCCUUGGCGGCGAACGGGGGUCAAGUACACCAACAACGAGGCCUAUUUUGAUGUGAUUGAGGAGAUAGAUGCCAUCAUUGAGAAAUCAGGUUCUACGAUUACUGCUGAAAUUCAAGGGGUGAUCGAUGCCUGUGUGAAACUAACCGGGAUGCCAGACCUUACCCUCUCUUUCAUGAACCCCAGAUUGCUGGAUGAUGUCAGCUUCCACCCCUGUGUGCGCUUCAAGCGCUGGGAGUCCGAACGCAUCCUCUCCUUCAUUCCUCCAGAUGGGAACUUCCGCUUGCUCUCUUAUCACGUCAGUGCUCAGAACUUGGUGGCCAUCCCUGUCUACGUGAAGCACAACAUCAGUUUCCGAGACAGCAGCUCACUGGGCCGCUUUGAGAUCACAGUGGGGCCGAAGCAAACCAUGGGGAAGACUGUAGAGGGAGUGAUGGUUACCAGCCAGAUGCCAAAAGGCGUCCUGAACAUGACCCUCACACCUUCUCAGGGGACGCACACCUUUGAUCCUGUCACAAAGAUGCUGACUUGGGAUGUGGGGAAGAUCAACCCUCAAAAGCUGCCAAGUUUAAAGGGGACGAUGAGCCUCCAAGCAGGAGCCUCCAAGCCGGACGAGAACCCCACCAUCAACCUGCAGUUCAAAAUCCAGCAGCUGGCCAUUUCGGGUUUGAAAGUGAAUCGCCUCGACAUGUAUGGAGAGAAAUACAAACCUUUCAAGGGAAUCAAGUACAUGACCAAGGCUGGGAAGUUCCAAGUCCGGACCUAAGAGUUCCUCUGCCCAAAGGAAGACUUGCGUGUGCCCUCACUGUCUGACCUCUCUCUGCUCUUGUCAUUUUCUGGGGCAUCUCCCUGCUGUAGCUUACCUGGAUUUGGCCAAGGCAGGUAUCUCUUUUCUGCACUGGGCGAGCCACCACCUUUUGUUACAUUUUGAGGCUCUUGGACAGAAUGGAAGAGUGCAUGAGAGAGUAUAGUGAGAGGUUCACCAAUCAGUUCUUCAGCAAAUGCAGAUGCUGUGCCCUCCUUCCUUUUGUGACUGGCAUUUCCUUGUAUCUUGGCCAACUGGAGUCCAAUGCCCUGAGUGACAGGGCAAGAGGAGGAGAUGUGUGGGGGCCAGGGGCAGUGAUACAUUGAGUCUUGGACAGUCUUCAUAUACAUGUGUUUUUGUUAGUUUCAAAGACUGACUGGAAGAGAGCUCCAUCCAACUCCUGUGCAUCUUCAAAAACCUUGUCUUGGCAUCUGUAGUCAUUCAGUCGCUCAGCCAGAUUUAUGGUUCUGGGAAAAGGCUGAAUAAAGGUAGUAAUUUGCUUAGAGAGCUGAAGGUGGUGUGAAAGAGGCUUUAGCCCAUCGCAAAUUAGAUCAUUUCAGAUGUUGUCUAGGCUGAACAGGUUUUGCAGCGUUGCGGGUAAUGCUUUGAAAACCUGCCAGGCCCGUUUGCCCAAGGAUGGCAAUGGAGCAAAAGAUUGGAGCAUGUACACCUCUGGCGACACCAGCCUCUAUCAUGCCACCUUCAGCUCUCUGAAAAACUCUUGUCUGCCAAGGUUUCUUUUGGAGGGAGGUGUGGUAAGAAGCCUAUGUACAAAUCUGUGUUUCAUGUUUGUAAAAAGAACCAUCUGGCUAAAAGAAGGGAGUGGCAAAAUUUGGGGCUUUUAGAGGCUUGUAAUUUUUAUUACUGUACUACAGCUCCUCCUUCUGCAUGUAUGUUGCACUGUUGGUUCCCCUUUCUUGCAUGUGUUGCUUCGGUAUAAAUAGAAUGUAGCUCUAUGCAGGCACAUGCGUGUGUAGUAGUAAUAGUGUGUGCGCGCAUGUGCGCCACAUGCAUUCUGAUCUGAGUUUGUACCAAUUUUGCAUGGCCAUAGUUUGGUUUUGGUUCUGAAUUUUUGCCCCCUUCCCAACAUAAUAGAUCCAACUUAAUUUCUUUGGCAUGGGAACUGUCUUGAGAAUGCCCUGGAAUAGUGCUGAGACCCAGCAAGCUGUGCCAGAGAAUCCACAAAACAUAUUACUGGGCCAAAAUAGUCCAUGUACAUGAGACAUUGCUACCUUUACAAUGGCAGUGUAAAUGUGUUUGCUUUUGCAAGACUGCUGAGAGUGAAAGCAGCUAUUAUGGCACACCCAGUCAAAUGAAAUAUAUUUUUGUUACUUCACUGUAGCUAUAAAGACAGGCAUAAUCGUCUCAACAAUAAUUGUGUUGAACUGUUCACCUUUAAAACUUGACUUCUCAAUGUGUGCAUCUUACAAGUCAAUCCUCUAGCUCUGCUCUGACCUUGCUGUCCUUCUAUGCUUUCUGUUUUUUAAGACUUCUGUCUUUUAAUUACUUAUAUCAUAUACAAAAGUACAGUUGUCCAUUGUAACAAACUAAGUCACAAAGACGUUUAAAACUGCUCUGAGAAGGAGGAGUACAUUGGCAAUAUCAUAGUCACUGGCCAAUAGCCCACUGACCAUACCUAACUUUUCAUGGUUACUGGCAGAUGCUUUUCUCCACAAGAGAAAAACAUUGUUGUUUUUUUCAGGACACAAAGGCCACCAAAACCAAGAUUUCAUGUUUACAUCUUACUUCGCCCAGACGGACCUGAGAAGUUAACAGUAUCUCAUAACCGUAAUGCACUGUGACAGUAAAAGGUAUUAUUGAACUGUAGGAAGAAGUUGCAGGGGUAAGCACUUGUGACCCUACGGAUGUUGUUGGGCUCCAGAUCCCAUUACCCCAGUCAUUGGCUAGAUGAUGGGAGUGGUAGUCCAUUGACUUCUGGGGGGCCCAAAGCCACCCAUGCCUGUGUUGAUACUACCUCCUUUCGGGGCUUUGGGUUGGUCUCCCACCUGGUUAAAUGGUGCCCUACUAGUAAAAACAUUCAUGCAGUUGCUGCAAGGCUUAGAUAAGAAUGUUUGAUUUGUUGAUUAUGUAUUUGGCACACAGUCCUAUCACAACAGAGAGUGGGGAAGGGAGUUGUACCUGCGGCUUAUGCGCAGUAGGUGGGGUUGCAGCCUAAAGAAUGGCCAUUUUUUCCUCCUGGUUUAACCAGAAGCCAAACACUUCUCAGGUGGUCAGGUUCAGUGUGACAGUGUUUGGAACAGUGGUGUAUUCCUUUCUCUUUCGUCCUGAAAUAUCUUGCCUUCCAGUUGGUCCUGGAUUAUUUUAUCUGUGUUUUUAUGAGUUACAUUUAUAUCUCAUCUUUCCUCCAGUGAGCUCCAGGCAGCUCCUUUGCCCCGUUUUUAUCUUCACAACAAUCCUGUGCAAGAAAGAGAUCAGGGUGGAAGAGAGUGGCCCAAAAACACUGGGUGAGUUUUAUGGCUCAUUGUGGACAGGAAUGUGGGUAUUCUAAGUCCAGCACCCCAAUAAAUGCAGUCCAAUACACCAACAACAUGAUGAAAUGAACAGGUAGAGUUCAUUUUAAAAAUGCUUGCACAACCUUUUCUGUUGUGUUGUAUGAAAAUUAAUGAUGGGAGUGGAAGAGGUCCCUUUUGGGGAGCUUCAAGAGAGGAUGGCACUUUUUCUUGUGCUCCUGUGAAUUUGUUGGGAACUGUUGGAAAUAGGAUGCUGGACAAAAUAGGCCUUUGGUCUGAACCAGCAGAGCUACUUUAGGUUUGCACCUGAGGUCUUCAACUAUUUUCUAAGAGUUUAUUCUGCAAGCAUUCUAAACCUUUUGCUUGGCCUUUCUCCUCCCUUUCCAUAUCUGUUUGUUGUUUAUCCAUACAUCCGAUCUUAAAAUAUUUAUAUACAACCUUUUGUCAUGGGAUGGUCUGAAUCCAAACCUUCUGAUAUAUAGCAUUCCUGGAGGCCAAAAGGUGUAUAUGUUCAAAAACAGGGUUUUAUUAACUUAAGCUGAACAUAGCAAAACAGAUUAUUUAAUACCUUUAGAACACAACUCACACACUCUCCCAUAUUCUUGCAGGGACCAGUAGUGGCUGUCUCUCCCAGGUUACAAGAGCUAGCAAUCUGGCACCCUUCACAGCGACAUAAAAAGCAUAUCACAUCCUGGCCCCUCUUCCCAUGUUAGUUACUUGUGGCGCAUGGAAAGUGUGAACAGGGUUGUUUGUGGCAGAUUGAGAUUGUAAAAAAUAAAAAUGAAACUACUUAUUUAUUAAAGGUUUCUGAGCCUGUGUU